Molecule: messenger RNA, 813 nt
Organism: Glarea lozoyensis ATCC 20868
Lineage: Eukaryota; Fungi; Ascomycota; Leotiomycetes; Helotiales; Helotiaceae
Exons: 1
Coding region: 1-813 (270 amino acids)
Source: RefSeq, a predicted model, not a curated record
AUGGCGACUCAACGCGAUCUACAAUCACCCCCGCGUACUCAGAUGCGCACGCGUCGUCAACUUGACCUUUCAUCAGAAGCCAGUUCUCAUCACGCACUCCAACCUGAUCCAGCUCCCAGCGCGGCACCACCACAAUCACCACGAUCAACAUGCGCCAGCCAAAUAACCCGAGUAAUGUGCUGUCCCAACAUCAUCCUCCGUCCUCCUAAAACCGCCAUCAUCAACCCACCACCCACAGAAACACCUCCCGACCAUCCGAUCCUCACCUGGUUCGCGUCUUACUGCGCCGGCAAAUGGCCCGCUCGUAUCGCCUCAUCACCCAUCCCCUGGUCUUCCUACACAUCCAUCUUCGGAAUCGCGCACUUCGAAUCGCGCAAAGCGAAAGCAUGUACAGCCAUCACCAUCUACGCGAUAUCGCACACCGACGGUGCAGAACUAAUACAGAUCCCCGAAGAGGAAUUCUUAGAGGUGGUAGGAAAUGCGAUGGCUGCGAGUAUGAAAGAUGAGUGUUUGGUACGAAAGGGUGGAGGACUGGAGUGGGCGUGUAAGAGACAUUUGGAUACGGUUUAUACGUUGUAUUUCUGUGUGUAUCAGGAACGCGCGCCGGUUAUGCCGGUGAAGGUUUUGAUGGCACCGCCGAGGGGACCGCCUGUUGUGACGCAGGUUAGUCCGAGUCAGAAAGUAUCUACACCUGCUGCGAGUUCUAGUUUUCAAACACGCGCGACGACUUCGAAUCAAGAAGCGCCUGCGACGAAUUCUGACCCGAAAACACCUGCGACUACUCAGAAAUCUCCUAUAUCAACACCAACUUAA